Nezara viridula (southern green stink bug) is the source of this 990-nucleotide messenger RNA. The record is from the annotation of a GenBank genome assembly. NCBI's taxonomy places the organism in Eukaryota, Metazoa, Arthropoda, Insecta, Hemiptera, Pentatomidae.
UUUGGAUGCUGAAAGUUCAAAUGUAGAAGUGUUUAUUUAUUUUCUGCUGUAUGUCUGAAUUAGAAGAUGAAUCUUCAUGUUCAUUGCCGGAGGAUGAUGAAGUCCCACCAGAGAAUCCAACUUCAUUCUUUCAUGUUCAACCUCCCUCUCUCAGCCAGGGAUAUGAGAUUUGUGGAUCCCCAUAUGAUGGCUCUGAAAUUACAAAGAAAAUAAAGUCAACAAAAUUUCGUUUGAGAGAAUAUGAAAACUGGUUAGGCUUUAAAAAACCUCUAGAUGAGAGGCGACUUCGUCAAGCUGUUUCAAUGAAUGAUACUGCUUCUGUAAUUCAUCUUCUAUGUAAAGGCGUUUCUGCUAAUUGUUGUGAUGAACUUCGUAGGUCUCCACUACACUUGGCUUCUUGUAAAGGUUAUACUCGGAUCGUAAGGAUUUUAUUAGAUCAUGGAGCUGAUCCCAAUGCACGUGAUUCUAUUGGAAACACUCCCCUUCAUUUGGCAGCAUGCACGAACCAUAUUGAUAUCAUCAUGUUACUUUUACAAGCAGGUUCUGAUGGGCUCAGCGUAGAUAAGCUUGGAAGGAGUCCACUUCAGUUGGCCCAGUCAAAAUUAAAAAUUCUUCAGAAAUCCAAUGUCACAGAUGAAGAGGUCAAACAGCAAGUUUCUCAGGUUAUCGAAUUGCUGCUGAUGUUUGCACACGAAGGAGCAGACACAGAAAAACUGAGUGAAGCCAGAGAUAGAGUAAAGGUUGCUGGAUCACGUGAGCAGGUAGACAUGGAGCUGAGAAGCCUUCUUGAUAAUCUUGAAUCAUUGAGUAUAUCUAAGCCAAGCACAUGAUUAAUUUAAUUCAUUCUAAAGUUCUUUUAAUACUUAUAACAAAUCUUAAGAAUGUAUUGUCCUUUCAUUAGGAUAUAUUUUUAUAUUCAAAUUUAACUAUAGAAAGAACUAUUGGGACAUUAUUUUAUUGCAUUUUUUAAUUUUAAACCAAUAGACAUGA